Messenger RNA from Homalodisca vitripennis (glassy-winged sharpshooter), 2038 nucleotides. RefSeq lists its product as uncharacterized. NCBI's taxonomy places the organism in Eukaryota, Metazoa, Arthropoda, Insecta, Hemiptera, Cicadellidae. Gene Ontology annotation, cellular component: nucleus. The record is from RefSeq and is a predicted model, not a curated record. The coding region runs from base 680 to 2038 and encodes 452 amino acids. Gene Ontology annotation, molecular function: DNA binding. The transcript has 2 exons.
CCGGGGCAAGUUGACGACCGGGGCAAGACGACGAAUGGUUAGUUUCUCAAAUUAGUUGCUAGGUAGUAGCACCGGUCGAAUGUCAGUAGCGCUCCACACGGAUGGCCUCUGAAAUAACUGGCAGUGAAGACAAGUUCGCCAUUGUGUGUGUUGUUACAGCGGCUUGUUGUUUUUGGAGUGCGUUUUUGUAACUUUCGGCCUUUGCAUCGUAAGGUUUAUUGAAUACGCAGGUAAGAUAUGUUAAUUUUCAAUAUUACCUAUAUUUACCUUAUGUAUUAGGCUACUCAUAAAUACCAUGUUUGUUUAUAUUUAUCUUAAACUUAAUGCCAAUAAAAUUUACCUACUCUAUUACGGCCGCUCGGGGCAAGAUGACGUGGGGCAAGAUGGCGUGUUCGUCAUCUUGCCCCGGUUAAUUUUACUGGUGCAAAGCUGAAACUUUUAAGAAGUAUGGUUAUGCAUACAAUUUUGAUUUAAGUAAACUAAUAACUGACGACACUGUGAGACUUAACCACUUAUUUAAAAAAAAUUUAAUCUACACUUUUGUUUAACAAUUUUACUUUAGAAUUGAAUUUUUAUUAAUUUAAUAUGCGGGUACAGAUUUUUAGUUUUACUUUGGUUCCAGAGAUGGUGAGAAACUACAAAAAGACUUCCUCUAGAGGAGAGUGGGAAAAAAACCAACAUGGAUACUGCUUUCACAGAGGUCAAGGAGGGAAGAAUGACUUGCUUGGGAGCAGCGAGAACUUACAAUGUUCCAGAGGCAACACUUCGACGCCGACUGAAAAAGAACGUUUCGGAUAUGCCUGUCCAUGGAGGAAGAUAUAGAGAAGUAUUCAAUGAAGAGCAGCUCCAAGAUUUACACAACUAUUUGACGGUAAUGGACCAAAUGUUUUUUGGAAUGACCAAGUUGCAGUGCAGAAAACUCGUUUUUGAAUACGCAGAACACUUAGGGAUUUCUCAUCCGUUUAAUAAAGAAACUAAAAUGGCUGGUGAGGAUUGGCUGGCUACCUUUAUGAAAAAACACAACUUUAGUAUGCGUAAGCCAGAAGCAACAUCUGUUGCAAGAGCAAUGGGUUUCAACAAACCUAGUGUUGAUAAAUUUUUCUCCAUUUUGAAGGAAGUGCGAGAAAAACACAAUUUUCCCGCUGCUAAUAUCUACAAUGCAGAUGAAUCAGGACUAUCUACUGUGCCCAAUAAAUUACCUAAGGUAAUUUCACCAAAAGGAAGUAGAAGAGUUUCUAAAGUUGUGUCUGGGGAGAGAGGCAGGAACGUCACUAUUAUUUGUUGCAUCAAUGCUACGGGAACUUACCUACCCCCUUUUUUGGUAUUUGCCAGAAAGCGAAUGCGACCUGAACUCAUGGAAAGAGCUCCACCAGGUAGUGUGGGCCACUGCAGCGAUAAUGGCUGGAGCAACGGAGAGUUGUUCGUAAAGUUUUUGAACCACUUUAUCCUCAAUGCAAAACCCACAGUUGAUUCUCCUAUCCUGCUACUUGUCGAUAAUCACAGAACCCACAUAACCCUAGAGGCAAUCAACUUAUGCAGAGAUAACCAUAUUGUUAUGGUUGGAUUUCCUCCUCAUACAACACACCGUCUUCAGCCCUUGGACGUUUCAUUCUUUGGUUCGCUGAAAACCUUUUACAGUCAAGCUUGUGACAACUUCAUGGUCAAUAAUCCAGGACAGACCAUCAGUGACUUUAAAAUUGGUGAGCUUUUGACCAUUGCUUAUUUCAAGGCUGCAACUGUUGGCAAUGCCGUUAGUGGGUUCAGGUCCACAGGAAUAGAACCUUAUAAUCCACUUGUAUUCGACGAACAUGACUUUGCUGCAUCACAAACAACUGAUCAGAACCUGGAUGUAGGCCUAGACCCUAGCUAUAAUGAAGAUGAAAAUCCUACUAUCCAAUCAACAACAUCAAAUACAACAGAAACUCCAGGUGAACCUGAAGAAGAAACCAUUGAGCUGAGUGAACGCCAAGAAACAGUAGGCCUAGUAGACUGUGCCCCAAUCCCCGGUAAAGAAGAAUACAAGUGUCUUCGACUUUAA